Molecule: messenger RNA, 2587 nt
Organism: Mya arenaria
Lineage: Eukaryota; Metazoa; Mollusca; Bivalvia; Myida; Myidae
Exons: 5
Coding region: 378-2534 (718 amino acids)
Source: RefSeq, a predicted model, not a curated record
UAUGAAAACUGUUGAAAUGAGUUGAUAUCAACGUUUUGUAAUUUUGCUGUGUAAGGGUUUAUUUAGAAAUUUAAGUCUGCAAUGUAACUAACAUUAAAACGGAACGGGGUCUUCAUCUGUGUCAAGGACGAACGUGGCCAGUUUGCAUAUAAUAUGACGUGAACAUUCUUUAUAUCGUCUUUCAAAACGAGAUUGUUCAACGAGCCAUGCAAUCUACCGGUUUCUAUUUAACUUGCCCGGAUAUUCGUCUCUGAUCAAUCGGCGGAGGCUACCAUAGCUGGCUGGUACGUUGGACAGACGGUGCUUAAAUGCGUGGACUGCUGGAGAAAGCGGAAAACUGCAUAAUAAAGUAUUGAAUAAGAUCUAAUGGCAAAACAAUGGCCUCUUAUCGAGAAUUUUUAAAGGAGAACGACGCCCAGAACUGGAUAAAGGCCAACCUCGCCCUCAAAAUCACCAAGGACGGAUUACAAGAUUUUCUGGAGGACGUUCUGACAUGCGUUCACCAGGACAUCUAUAGCACUGUUAGAACAUCCAAGGGUCUUCCAUCCAGGGCAGCAUGUGCACAUUGUUUCACAGAAAACGUGUUGAAGUGCCCAACUCGUGGGAUAUGCACCAGUACUAGAAACUGUAGAUUUCAUAACUGUCCUCAAAAACUGUAUGCUCCUUGUCCAAAUGGGAUUUGUGAAGGCGUCCGUGAUGAAAUAGUCAAACAUCACAGGUUUUCGGGACCAUCAUGGAAGAAUACGAACGCCGACAAAUGGAGCACCAUUCCCUGGGAGAUAGGCAAGUGUUUCCUGCCCCCUGAUGGCUACAAGACCGUGUCCUCCAUCAAAGACAGUGACUUUAACGGAGUGAUCAGCGUCAUGAUGAAUUGCGAGGAUUUCCAGAACAAACUGUCGUUUAACGUUGCGACUAAGCAAAAUUUAUUAACAGAGGUUCGGGACAUUGGUCGAUGCGUACGCCACUCCCAUGACCAGAGGGUCAAAGACACGGAACUAGUGGACUUCCUGCUCAAGCUCCGCACCCUGCUGGAGGAUAAGACUGAACUAGCUAACCGACCCGAGGCACAAGACGCUGUGGAACAGCUUAAGAAGCUGCAAACAGACGAUUUCAAGAUCAGUGCUGAGAACGAAGGGGAGAUAUUGAAGGAAGGAUUACGACUACGUUUGGCAAACCAUUACCGAACCACUUUGGCCGACAUGCCGAUAUCUCCCAUUCUCGGAGAUAAGAACGCCAAACUCAACAAAUUCUACGUGGCACCGAAAAUUGUGGAGAAAAAUCAUAGAAAAAUCGGCAAAAAUGACAAGGAAGAAAGCGGUAAAGAUGUUGAAAAAUUUUCAGAUGUUUUCUUAAAAGAAGAUCAGUUGCUCAGAAAUGUUUUCCUUGUUGGAGAACCGGGCAAUGGCAAAUCUACAUUCUCCGUAAUGUGUGUCCUGGAUUGGACUCACCAGCAUUUACCAGCGGAGGAAAAUGUCGGUACUAAAACAAGCUAUGUCGAUCCAGAAUUCUUCAAAAAGUUUGCAUUUUUGUUUCAUGUCACCCUACGAGAUUCAGGUAAAACGUGUGAUCUAGCACAAAUGAUCAAGGAUCAACUUAUACGUAAAAUCUACCACGAGAUGGAUGCCGAUGAUGGCUUCCGGCUAUUGCAGACGGUGCUUGAAAGUGAAAAAUGUUUAAUCAUAGCUGACGGCCUCGACGAAUGGACCCAUCCGGAAAACGUAAACUGUACCUGCAAAACUGAGGAAAAAGUCACCCCUUUCCGAAAUUCGGCCAACAAGGCCACACUCCUCACGACAACGCGUCCCUGGCGAAUGUCACAGUUUAGAGUGCAGGAUUCAAAGAUCGACAAAUAUCUUGAAAUAGAAGGAGCUGCAGACACAAGGCAACUCGUGGAAAAUAUCAUCAACAUUCUUAAUGAGGAUUCUGAGGAUGAACGGACACCAGAAGCUUUCAUGAAAAUGGUGUCAGAGAAGGAUCUUGAAGGAUUAUUGUCAGCACCUAUCAGUAUCACCCAGCUCGUGUGCCUGUGGUUCGAGGGCAAAUCGUUAACCGAUUCAAAGUGUGACAUUUAUGCUGGCGUGAUAAACAUGCUAUCAUGUAGACUUAGUUGUAUGCAAAGCGGGAAUAACAUUCCGGAAAUUGAACUGCCAUCUGUAUUAAAGGAACACGAAUGCUUCGUGCAAAAUCCCAUGGUUUACCUUGCGCUGGCAAAGUUAGCAUACACAACUUUGUAUUCAGAGUGCAGAGAUUCGUCUGUUGUUUUCAGCAACAAAACAGUCAACGCUUUGUUAAGCAGGGAGCAGGUUGAAUUUGCAUUGAAGUCAGGCUUACUCACGGAGAAGAAAUCCAACUCAUUGAUCAAGAGAUCAUCUCACUUUUCAUUCUUUCAUAAAACACUUCAAGAGUUUUUAGCGGCUCUUCAUUUAUGUUUAAUGAAAACGACUACAGUCAGCUAUCAAACAAGUACGAACAAGAUAAUAAGGAAAAUAUCUUGGGAGAUGUUUCUCAGACAUUUAUUUUCAUAUGUGGAAUGAAGCCCGAGCUCGGUGUACAAAUGUCUUCAUGGAUCAAUAGUUCUAGACCAUCA